CAUAUUACAACUGCUCUAUCGGCACCGUUCUUGGUGAUGGACCCUCCUGGUGGGGGAGACGAGCGUCGGAGACAGGCCGAGCGUCUUCGGAGGGAGGAGGCCUACUACCACUUUAUUAAUGACCUGAGUGAAGAGGAGUAUCGCCUCAUGAGAGACAGCAACCUGUUGGGGACCCCCGGAGAGGUGACAGCCGAAGAGCUCCAGCAACGUCUCGACGGUGCCAAGGAGCGCGAGUCGUCCCAGUCCAGCAACGAGCAGCUCUUGCCAGCCGCUGAGCCACAGGAGCAGCAGGCAGUUAGCGGAGAGGAAAGAGGGCCUGUGGGGAGACGAGGAGCUGGAAACACAGAUCCAGGUGCAGAAGCGUCCAACGGUGACUCAUUGCUCGAGUGGUUGAACACCUUCCGGCGCACCGGGAACGCAACCCGCAGUGGGCAGAGCGGCAACCAAACGUGGCGUGCCGUUAGCCGGACCAACCCCAACAGUGGAGAGUUCCGCUUCAGCCUGGAGAUCAACAUCAACCACGAUCAGCCGGACACGGGGGAACACGCCGACACUUUGGAGGCACCCGAGCAGUCCGCCCCCGCGCCGAGUUUGACGCCUUUGCCGAGCCGUGCCGCUUCUUCAGCUGCCGCCCGCCCGUCCACCACACCCAGGCCGGCCCCUUAUCCGACGCCUAGGCCCACACUGACCAGAAGGAUACAGACUCGGCGUACACGCAGCAGUAGCACCACCCCUUCCAUUUCAAACCCUGGUGUGCCACCUGCACAGCUGAGAGGAGAUGUAAUGUACUCUUUAGUGCCGCCACCCACUGUUUCUCAGUCGCGUCAGUCUACAUCUUCUCCGCAUCCGCCUGCCAAUGCAGAACUGGAGCAAAACCGAGACGACGUGACUUUAUCUCUCGACUGCCCCCGCGUCUCGCCCCAGUCAGGGUCUCAGGCGCCACCUGCAGGACAGGAAGCGCGUCGGACUCGAUCUCGGGGGCGCUGGCGCCGAGUGGCGGCCACGUGGAACGGCGCCGCCCCGCCCCGCGCCACUAGACGAAGUCGGUCUCCUUUGCACAGAAGUUCCACUAGCACGCCGGCAUCCAGCAGUGCAGUUAGUGGGUCUAGUAUUCAUAUUGUCGAUGCGGGGAUGAGCUCCGUUUCCACGGAAGUUGCGGCGGAACCGGCAACCACUGCGGCGGAGUCGAACACAGAGAAUGGUGAAAAUGAAUCGCAGUCUACCGGAGCGGGAAGUUCUUCAGUUAGACGUCACCCUACUAUCAUGCUGGAUCUCCAGGUGAGACGGAUCCGACCUGGAGAAAAUAGGGACCGCGACAGCAUUGCCAGCAGGACGCGUUCGCGGGCCCGCGUCGCCGAAAACACGGUCACGUUUGAGAGCGACAGCGGCGGCUUCCGGCGCACCAUCUCCCGCUCGGAACGCGCUGGAAUCCGCACCUACGUUAGCACCAUUCGGAUCCCGCUGCGCCGCAUCAGCGAGACGGGACUGGGCGAGCCAAACUCCACAGCACUGCGGUCAAUCCUUCGCCAGAUCAUGACCGGGUUCGGUGAGCUCAGCUCUCUUAUGGAGACGGAGGCUGAUUCUGAAAGCGCGACGCCUGCUGCCCACGUGGACGUCGGUGUCACAAACGCAAAUGCCAGCCCGGCCAAUGAGAACGCUUCAGUUCAAGCGGGCUCGGGGGGGCAGGAGCAAGAAAGAGUGGGUCCUACGAGCAACGAGGAGGAACCGGUCAGCCAGGCUAGACUCGGCGGGGGUACGGCAAACGCCAGUGAAGCCCGACCCACUAGCAGAGACACAAACAACCUUGUGGAAAACGGCACCCUACCCAUCCUACGCCUGGCGCAGUUCUUUCUCUUGAACGACGAAGACGACGACGACCACCCACGCGGCCUCACCAAAGAGCAGAUUGACAAUUUAGCCACGCGCUCGUACGGCCAAGCCAGCCUGGAGGGCGAGGCGGGCCGCGCGUGCAGUGUCUGCAUCAACGAGUACGCACAGGGCAACAAGCUAAGGCGUUUACCCUGCGCUCACGAGUUCCACAUCCACUGCAUCGACCGCUGGCUCUCGGAAAACAACACCUGCCCCAUCUGCAGGCAGCCCAUUCUGGCAGCGGCACACCACGACUGA
Molecule: messenger RNA, 2127 nt
Organism: Nerophis lumbriciformis (worm pipefish)
Lineage: Eukaryota; Metazoa; Chordata; Actinopteri; Syngnathiformes; Syngnathidae
Source: RefSeq, a predicted model, not a curated record